Messenger RNA from Talaromyces rugulosus, 2505 nucleotides. RefSeq lists its product as uncharacterized. Gene Ontology annotation, biological process: chorismate biosynthetic process; shikimate metabolic process. Lineage: Eukaryota; Fungi; Ascomycota; Eurotiomycetes; Eurotiales; Trichocomaceae. The coding region runs from base 1 to 2505 and encodes 834 amino acids. The transcript is spliced from 2 exons. The record is from RefSeq and is a predicted model, not a curated record. Gene Ontology annotation, molecular function: 3-dehydroquinate dehydratase activity; shikimate 3-dehydrogenase (NADP+) activity.
AUGAAUGCACGGUCGCUCAGUACCACGCCGUCGGUAGGUAGCAAUGGCAAUGGCAAUGGCAGCGGCACUCUCAGUGGCGCCCCUCCGAUCGGCGAGGCUCAACUCUCCCAGAAGCGCCGUCGUGACUACGCCCAACUAGAAGACGAGGACGAAGACCCAGGGUCCCCGGCACGAGCUACUCUCCGGCUGCGCAGCUCGUUAGCACGCGAUUCAACUACCUUUGCCAGCUUGGUGCCUCCGCCCACCAGGUCUCCGCGACUCGAAUCGCUCGACGAUCGCCCAUUCGGCUCUCCCCUGCAGUCGCGACGGCACCGUGGAGACGAGAGCAUCAUCCUUGUUGGUUUUUAUGGUGUCGGGAAACGAACUUUGGGGCUUAUAGCGUCGGGGGCCCUUCAGAAAGAAUUUGUCGACUACGAAGAGGUGUUCAAGGCGCACACGGGUCAAUCGUCAACGGAAUACCUUGAGGCCCGUGGCUUUACUUCUUACCGCGCAGUCGAGGAUGAGCUUACAGCCGAAGUUUGCCGCACAAAGCGGCAGGGAUGCGUUCUUGUCGGGUUCUUCGUUAUGCCGAGUAAUCGCCAGCGCAAGUUGCUGGGGUCGCUGGCGGGCUCCAACCCGAUAAUACAUAUCCAGCGCGACUUGAACCAUCGUUCCGACAAGGCUCACCCCAAGGAUGGCCAUCUCGACCAGACAUAUCGCAUGAGUGACAAGCUGCAUAGGAGGUUUGCUAGCUACGAGUUUUUCAACAUCACGCAACUAGCUACAGAUGCCAAAGCACCUGGCCCGCUUAAGUUGAAAGGAACCGAAAGAGAGUUUAUUCGCUUUCUACACCGAGUUCUGCCUCACCCCGAAACUCCAUCCUAUGCCGCUGACCUCUGGUCGAGGCCCUACACCUAUGCCCUCCAGGUCCCUACAUCAUGGCUGAACGACCCGCGUGCUGACUUUACCGAGUUGGAUUGCGGCGCCGACGCAGUAUCGAUAACUGUUGAUGCUACCUCGGAUGAUCAAGAAAACUUGUACUUCCAGCUGUCACGACAAACAGCCCUAAUACGCAAACACUCUCACGUUCCAGUCAUCAUCGACCUGAAGGCACCGGUGACGAUAAGCUCUGCAGGCUACGUGAAUCUGUUAGAACUAGCUCUUCGCCAAGCACCAGACUUCAUUGUAAUAUCCUUGGACGUCGAUAAUUCGUUGGUGGAAAGAUUAGAACUAGCAAAAGGUCGCACCGGAAUCGUAGGCAAGUGCCAUAGGUCACUUCCCGUAUCAGAUAACUGGAAUUCCAAGGAGUGGCAUGAUAUCUACGAAAAGGCAGAGGCGCUGAAAUGCAGUGCCGUGCGACUAACGGGAGAAGCACAUUAUUCUCAUGACAGUCUCGAAAGUAUCCGAGUCAUGCUUGAGGCACGGAGAUUGGGUGCUAUACCUACUAUUUGCUACAAUUUUGGACAAUAUGGUCUAUCAUCUGUGUGCCUCAAUUCCAUCCUCUCUCCGGUAGUCUUGCCAUCCAAGUCUGCGGAUGGAGUUACACUCGUGGAAGCACAACGUGCUUUGUACUCCUCCUUCAUUCUGCCUCGAAAGCACUUUACUGUGUUUGGGCGGACAGUCUCGUAUAGCUUGUCUCCUGCCAUGCACAACGCUGGCUAUGCGGCGUGCGGGAUGCCACAUACGUGCGAUUUUGUGCAAAGUGACAAUGUGACACAAAUCCAUGACCUGCUCAAACGCGAGGAUCAAGGCGGGUUUGCGGUCUCUCUCCCAUACAAGACUGAGAUUGUACCAAUGAUGGACGAAAUGAGUGAGGAUGCCCGAAUCAUCGGCGCCGUCAACACCGUUGUCGUUGAUCGGGUGACGACGCCCAAUAGUCCACCACGAAUAUACCUCAAGGGCUUCAAUACUGAUCAUAUUGGAUUUAGAUCAUGCAUUGAACGUAACCUUUCGCCCGCCAAUGCUAUCCGCCCCCAAAGCAGUGCGCUCAUAAUUGGUGCCGGCGGAAUGGCUCGCGCGGCCAUUUAUGCCUGUGUGCAAGCUGGCGUCAAGAACAUUUGCAUUUUCAACCGGACCACAGCAAAUGCCCAAAGACUUGCAGAUUACUUUACCGCCGCCUGCCCAGACACAUCUCUUUAUGUUCUCGAUACUCUGGCAACCAUAUGGCCUACACAUGUUGCCCAACCAACGAUCAUCAUAUCAUGCAUCCCGACCCAUGAGUUUGCCGGAAAUGACGCUCCUGAUAUUCUGAUCCCCGAACAUUGGCUAAAUAGCCCGACAGGUGGUGUUUUUGUCGAGUUUGCAUACAAACCACUAAUUACCAAACUCGUUGGCUAUAUGCGACAACGCAGCUCUCAAGGGUGGAUCGUCGUCGACGGAUUAGAUGUUCUCGUUGAAGAAGGCAUUGCGCAGUUCGAAGUUUUGACUAAACGGCCUGCUCCAUCCCAUAUCAUACGACGAGCAGUGCGGGAACAAUAUGCAAUUACUGUAGAUGCAUCAUCUCGGAGAAGCGAUUUAACGGCUUGA